GAAAUCAUGACGGAGGCCACGCAUUCACACCCUUCUGAAAGUGAACAGGAAUCCCUUGUGACCAAAGAACCAGACCAUGGCAUUCAGCUAGAUCCAGCCUUUGUAGACAGGCUGAAGAUAGCUGCUGCAACUGCAAUAGUCAAGCAGAAACCACCCUCCAUGUCUGGCAAGGACUAUGCAAAACAGCUGGCUGAGAGGCUAAGAAGGAAAGAAGAUUCAUGGAAAACAAAGACUAAAAAUCUGGAGAUGGAAUUACUGAAGACUCAGCAGGAACUCUUAUUAGCUAAAACUAAAGCUUCUCCUCAUAACGACUUGAUUGAAAGAGAGGCAGUAAAUGCUUUCCACAGUGAGUCAGUCUCCGAUGAACCUGCAUUCUUAACUCCUCCUUCUUCAUCAGAAGAAUAUCAUAUUGAUCACCAGAUGGCGCUCUCCAGAAAUACAAAAUUUCUUCAUAGUCUCUCAACCCUAUCUGCAGUAAGCAAGACAGAAGGCAACAUCAAGGUGAUGGAAAGGUCAUCAGAGGUCAUAGUCAACAGUGUGAAAACUACAGUAGAAUAUAUCAUUGGAAAAUCAAAAGACAAAGUCCCAGGUCAUCACCUAUCAUCCCGGAUGCUCCAGAAGGCUGCUGAUGCUAUGGUGAAGACCUUGGAUACCAGGUUACCCCCAGGAUGCAAAGAUGAUGCUAUCUCUUUAAUAGGCAAGAUGGUUGAGAAUGUUCUAGAUGAUGUGAUGGAGAACUCCAAGAUAUGCAAUACAUACUGUCAGAGAGAAUCCUGUUGCAUCCUCCUCCGUCUCUCAAAAUCUUCACAUCUGCUUCCGACCAUCCUCACCUCCAUCCUGGAGAAAAUUGAAAAGGUAUCCAUCUCCCUCCGCAACAUCCGUCUCCAUGGCAACUGCAUGGAUGUGCAGCUCCUUGAGAACUCAUUCUUCCUCUUCUCAACAAUGGAAGAUAUUCUGGUUUCUAUACAGGCAUCAUCGCCAUCGUCGUCAGAUACAUUGUCGUCUAAAGGAAACACUCUGUUAAGCACAAAGGAAACACAUUCCCAGACCAGGACUAGCUCCAAUCAUCAUUCAACACAGAAUCCAUCUUCAGUUUGUGAUGAGGAUGAUAACACUAGUGAUCAGGACACAAGAGCGAAAUCUUUGAGAGGUAAGACUGGCAACCAAACACAAAAACUAAGCUUGGAUCAGGGCUUCCGGAUGAAUAUACAACAGAGAUUGGAGGACAGUCUUCUUCAUAUCUCCAACGACUUUCCUCUCUAUGCUCAGUAUGUAUGGAGGUUGACUGGAAUCUUGGAAUUAAUGAAUGUCUAGAGAUUGUAUUUUUUUAUGCACAUGUUAUGUCCGUUAUGACAUUCUAUUUCAUCUGUCCUUGCAAUCUUGAAAUGAUGUUUGACCGUAUCUUGCCCAUUUAUCAUUUGUUUUACCGCUGUAAUACACUUGGGAUAUUAAUUUAUCAUCUUUGCUUGUAAAAAGAAUACUCACAGAGAGCUCCAUUAAUUAAAAGCCAUGGAUUGUAUUCAAUAAUGAAAAGUGAAAAUUCUCACAUAUACAUUAAGUUCACAUUUCUCAAAAGUGGUCAUUUCAGGACUACAAGUAUGGUUGCUCAUUCAAUAAAUGCAAUUGAUGGAAGCUAUUGAAACAGCGCCACCAUGUGGUGACAUUUUUAAAACUUCUGAUAUACCACAUCACCCUAUUGUUUUAAUUUAGUUUUUGAUGAUGAUUUUGAAUUUAGAACAGUCUAUUUUACUGCAAUACUAUCAUGAAUAUACAUGUAGUUUCAAUAAUAUUAUUACCCUUUUAAACAUCAUGGUCAUCAUUAUCAUCAGAAUCCUGAUCACCAAAAUCUGUAUCAGAAUCAUCAACAUUAACAUAAAUCACAACCAUCUCCAUCUUCAUCAUAAUCUUCAUUAACCACCAUCAUCGUCAUCAUCAUCACCACCAUCAUCAUCAUCACCACCACCAUCAUCAUCAUCACCACCACCACCACCAUCAUCAUCACCAUCGUCAUCUUCAUCAUCACCACCACCACCAUCAUCAUCAUCAACACCACCACCACCAUCAUCAUCACCAUCAUCAUCUUCAUCAUCACCACCACCAUCAUCAUCAUUAUCAUCAUCACCACCACUACCAUCAUCAUUAUUAUUAUCAUCUUCAUUACCACCACUUCUACUAUGACUAUUAUUAUUAUCAUCAUCUUCAUCAUCAUUUCUCAUUAUUUGGACACAAAAUACAAGGGGCCACCAACUCUAUCUCAUGGACAUGAUGGUGCACAGCCCCUCCUCAGAAUUGAAUAAAGUCUACCAUGAAAUAAAAAAACAAAGCAGACAAAUCCAAUAUCAGGUGAUUAAAACUUUAAUAACCAAUGUCUGAACAACAAUACAAUUCCAUUUGUCACAAACUGGCAUGAAAUAUUUCCAGAGUCUGUCGAAAGAAGAAAAUAGUGAUACAUUCCUAUUCACAAACAAUCAUCACACCCGCUUUAAUUCUAUCAUAAUGGGAUGGCAAGUCCAGUCAAAAUUCUUGUAAGAAAUAAAUCGCACUGAAAUACA
This is a messenger RNA of Lytechinus pictus (painted urchin), 2552 nucleotides long. RefSeq names its product meiosis-specific protein MEI4-like. Gene Ontology annotation, cellular component: lateral element. Lineage: Eukaryota; Metazoa; Echinodermata; Echinoidea; Temnopleuroida; Toxopneustidae. The coding region runs from base 7 to 1314 and encodes 435 amino acids. Gene Ontology annotation, biological process: DNA recombination; meiotic DNA double-strand break formation; spermatogenesis. The record is from RefSeq and is a predicted model, not a curated record. The transcript is spliced from 4 exons.